This is a messenger RNA of Aplysia californica (California sea hare), 1930 nucleotides long. Its product is annotated as solute carrier family 25 member 36. Gene Ontology annotation, molecular function: pyrimidine nucleotide transmembrane transporter activity. Gene Ontology annotation, cellular component: mitochondrion. Gene Ontology annotation, biological process: pyrimidine nucleotide import into mitochondrion. The record is from RefSeq and is a predicted model, not a curated record. NCBI's taxonomy places the organism in Eukaryota, Metazoa, Mollusca, Gastropoda, Aplysiida, Aplysiidae.
GGAACCACCGGGGCUGUGAUAACAUGCCCCCUGGAAGUGGUGAAAACAAGGCUGCAGUCUUCGGUGACCUCAUUUGUCCAAGUCAACGUACACGCUGCGCUACGGCUGUUGCCGUCUCAACAAGUCGUAACCCUCGGAGCAAGUAACUGUGAUGUCAUUGUGAAUCAAAAUUCCGUUUUGGAUGUACCUAAACAGCAGUCAAGACCCUGUCAAGGAUUAGUUGCCUGUCUGAGGCACAUAAUCAAGACAGAAGGGAUUAGAGGUCUGUUCAAAGGACUUGGACCCACUCUUGUCGGAGUAGCUCCGUCUAGAGCCAUCUAUUUCGGCGCCUACGCCCACAGCAAGCAGUACCUCAAUGGCGUCAUCACACCAGAGACACAUUUCGUCCAUCUCUGUUCUGCCGUCACUGCCGGACGGAAGACAAACUGACGUGCCGAGAAUGCAUCCGGCGUAUCUACAAGCAGAGCGGCGUCCGCGGCUUCUACAAGGGCAUCAGCGCCUCCUACUUCGGCGUGUCGGAGACGGUCAUCCAUCUGGUCAUCUACGAGGCCAUCAAGGCGCGGCUCACACAGCAGAACACCAACCACGACCGGCGGGCCGCCCUCAAAGCUUCCUCCUUGUCCUCCGCUGAGAAGGGCGUCGGUACAUCCCCCGAGGGAGGGGGAGGAGGAGGAGGGGAGGGGGACUCCGCGGGAGACAAGGGUUCCUUCCUCACCUCCGACUACCUCAAGUAUAUGCUGGCGGGGGCGUGUUCCAAGACGUGUGCCACGUGUCUGUGUUAUCCUCAUGAGGUGGCCCGUACGCGCCUGCGUGAGGAAGGAUCUCGCUACAACUCGUUUUUCCAGACUCUCCUGCUGGUGUUGAAGGAGGAGGGGCGGGCCGGGGUGUACCGCGGCCUUGGGACCCAGCUCAUCCGACAGAUUCCCAACACAGCCAUCGUCAUGGCAACCUAUGAGUUCGUGGUGCACGCCCUAACCCCGGUGGACUGAGUCGGCGGGGAGGAACUCGGAGGAAAUCGUUCGCCACAUUUAUUUGAUGGAUGUGAAAACCGAUGUCUCUCGCUCUCUCUCUCUCGGCUACCCACAGCGGUACUCUGAUAAAAAAAAGUAUUUCUCACGAGAAUCUCAUUGCAGGUGGAUACUAGAAUCUAUGCUCCGUGCUUCAGAAUGCAGAGAAUUGGAAGGCUUCAUAAUUUAUCCUGGUGAUGUGGUGGGUUGCAUGUGUACCGGCUUAUACCCCGCCCCCCCCCCACCCCAAGACUCGAAAGCGUUUCUGUCAAAGCGUCCAUAUUUUGGGCGGGGCCAGUCUGUCUGCGUGGGAAGGUCAAAAGCCGGUUUUACCAAGAUGAGUGUGUAAAUAGCCUUGCGUGCUGAGCUCCUCUCAUUGCCUUAUUCCAUGUGCUGUGUACAGACAAGAGUUGUGAAUGAAGCCAAUGCUAACCUCGCGGCUGUUUCUGCAAUACGACUAGUCCUUUUGUGCCCAGAGCACUAGGGUAUGUUUCUUGUUUUUCCCCACUGUGUGUCUGUGUGUGAGUGUGUGUGUGUGUGUGUGUGUGUGUUUGGAAGACUGAUGGUGACGGUAGCCUAGGUACUGAUUCAUACCCUUCAUCUUGAGCAAUUUUCCCCAGAACAAUUUGUUGUAAUUCGAGAUUUUUGACAACUUUCGUGGCACAGAGUGUUUGAUUUUGAUUGGUGUUAGGGUUUUAAAGAUCAUUAAAAUCCAUAAAAGUACAUGGGUUUUCUAUUUUAAAAGCAGCAAAAUUUUAGUAAUAUUUUAGAAAAUAUUACAUAAGAAUUUGAUUCUUAGUGCAUUCUAAAACAUCUGUUCUUGGCGCUGACAUGACCAAAACUGUGUUGACAGUGCCGUAAAACAUCUACUCAAUCAAUCUAUCAAUUGAUCAAUGAAUCAGUCAGAACGUAUAGUGUAAGGA